UGGCCCGUCCGGGUCGCCGGCAUCCGGAGUUGGGGGCUCGCUCCGGGACGAAAUAUUCUGAGAGCCUGGGGAAGAAGAAAAAAUGUCUCAAAAGCAGAUGAAGGAAGCUUUUGUCAGUAACCACAAUGGAACGAGCGUGCUGGAAAUCACCGAGGGCUUGUGCUUGCCUGCACUCUGUAUCCUGUGUAGAGGGCUCCUGAUCAUUCUCUCAGAGCACUUAUGUUCUUCUUCACAUACCUGGAGAACUCGAUUCUUCAUUGACUUUGCUUUCCUAAUAGUUCCCCUGGUGACCACUUUGACCAUUUUCGCUUCAUUUGUCCUCCUUGAGUAUCUCAUUGUAAUUAUCUUUGGGGCAGGGCUGCUCUGUGAAACAUACUGCAGGAGAACUUGCUACGCCAGAAUGCCUGUCGGGAAAAUACUUGAAAAAUUCUUGAAAAUCAGUCUAGAAUCAGAAUACAUUCCAGCCAUCUCCUGUUUCCGUGUAAUUAACAGUGCAUUUACUGCUGUUGCCAUUUUGGCUGUGGACUUCCCUCUUUUUCCCAGAAGAUUUGCCAAAACCGAGCUCUAUGGGACAGGAGCAAUGGAUUUUGGAGUAGGAGGCUUUAUUUUUGGGACUGCAAUGGUUUGUCCAGAGGUUAGGAGAAAAUAUACAAAAGGGUCCAGACUUUGUUAUCUUACAAAGUCAUUGUACUCUGUUUGGCCAUUAGUCUUCCUAGGAAUGGGACGAUUAGUCAUUAUAAAAUCCAUAGGCUAUCAGGAACAUUUAACUGAGUAUGGAGUUCACUGGAAUUUUUUCUUUACCUUAAUAGUUGUGAAAUUGAUAACAUCACUGCUUUUGAUAAUUUUUCCCCUAAAUAAAUCCUGGAUUGUGGCUAUCAGCAUUACUGUAUUCUACCAGCUAGCCCUUGAUUUUACCCCACUGAAAAGGUUAGUUUUGUAUGGCAGUGAUGGCAGUGGCACAAGGGUUGGUUUAUUAAAUGCCAACCGAGAAGGAAUAAUCUCUACCUUGGGGUAUGUGGCAAUACACAUGGCUGGUGUUCAAACAGGAUCAUACGUACUUAAAAAAAGAUCACAUAUCAAAGACUGGAUAAAAGUAGCAUGUUAUAUUCUAUUGACAGCUAUUGGCUUCUUCAUAUCUCUUUACAUAGUUCAGGUAAAUGUAGAAGUAGCAUCUCGAAGAAUGGCCAAUUUAGCCUUUUGUAUUUGGAUAGUUGCUUCUUGCCUGAUCCUUCUUAGUAGUUUAUUGCUGGGUGAUAUAAUUUUGAAUUUUGCCAAAUUUCUAAUUAAAGGGGCAACAGUACCAUGUUCUUGGAAACUUAUCCAGUCACCUGCUGCAAAUAGAAAGCAUUCAGAAUCUCUAGUCUCUGAAGCUGAAAGAAAGGAACCCACUCUUUGUUUAAUCACAGCAAUGAACAGAAACCAGUUAAUUUUUUUCUUGCUGUCAAAUGUAACAACUGGCCUAGUCAACCUGUUGGUAGAUACAUUACACAGCAGUACCUUGUGGGCCUUAUUUGUACUCAAUCUCUACAUGUUUACCAACUGCUUAGUUAUAUAUGUGCUGCACUUGCAAGAUAAGACGGUAAAAUUUUGGUGAUCAGUACAGGUAGUAUAUGUUUUGAGCAAUAUUAUUUUAA
Molecule: messenger RNA, 1634 nt
Organism: Eubalaena glacialis (North Atlantic right whale)
Lineage: Eukaryota; Metazoa; Chordata; Mammalia; Artiodactyla; Balaenidae
Gene: PIGW
Product: phosphatidylinositol glycan anchor biosynthesis class W
Exons: 2
Coding region: 83-1594 (503 amino acids)
Biological process (GO): protein localization to plasma membrane; GPI anchor biosynthetic process
Cellular component (GO): endoplasmic reticulum; membrane
Molecular function (GO): glucosaminyl-phosphatidylinositol O-acyltransferase activity
Source: RefSeq, a predicted model, not a curated record